Molecule: messenger RNA, 531 nt
Organism: Dibothriocephalus latus
Lineage: Eukaryota; Metazoa; Platyhelminthes; Cestoda; Diphyllobothriidea; Diphyllobothriidae
Source: the annotation of a GenBank genome assembly
AUGAAGAAUAUCGUCACCCUGCCAACCGACAAGGGACGCUCAACAGUAUUAAUGGAUCAGACUGAGUACACGGCGAAGCUACAAGGUCUGUUGAGGGACGAAAACGCCUACCAGCUUUCGGGAGCUGGAGAGUUCAAGAAACACAUGAACAGCGUGAACAAGUCGAUUAACAAUUUGAAGAAGUCCGGGGCCAUCAAAGGAGGGGAGGCACUGACCGCAAAAGCCACAGACGCCACAAUGGUCCGUUUCUACGGUCUGCUAAAAGUGCAUAAACCAGGAGUGCCCCUUCGCCCCAUCGUUUCUUUGUGUGGUACUCCGACGCUUGGACUGUCGAAGAUGCUCUACCAGCGGUUCCGCUUCCUUACCGAGGAUUCCGAAUCUACAGUUAAGUCGGCUGAACAGUUUCUCAGGAACAUAGGACAUCUAUCGGUAAAGAAGACAUAUGAUCGAGCACCAGAACGAAUUGUAUUUUAUUCUGAGCUUUCGGGCUCUUGCAGGAAUCCAUCGUCAGAGAUGGUGAAACAGAACUGA